AUGCCUUUGUUGAUGCAUCAAAAAAUACGCUGCCGGAUGACUAACAGAAAUAGCACCCAGUCGUUUUUGGUGUUUUCAAAAUCUCGGCUCUGUCCUGUAAAAGGACAAUCCAUCCCACGUUUGGAACUAUCAGCCGCAUUAAUUGGAUGCAGAGCUCUAAAUUUUGUCGUCAGACAGGCACAACAACCUACCGAGUUACACAUAUGGAGUGAUUCCCUGUGUGUUUUGCAUUGGAUAGAAUCAGUUAAACCAAAUCCGGAACGAUUUGUGGAAAAUCGUUUAAUAGAAACUCGAAAGUCAUCAACUGUCUUUCAUUACGUUUCGAGCAGCCACAAUCCAGCCGACAUAGCAACCAGGUGGAUUUUACCACAUGAUUUGAAAAACGAACAGUUAUACUGGACGGGACCGACAUGGUUAGCAAAAGAAAAGGUUGAAUGGCCGCAGUGGUCACCUUCAAGAAGAACUGAACAUCAUGAACUGGAAACGAAGAUUUUGAGUAUUCAGGACAAAGAAGUGAACCUUGGCAUACAGAGAGAAGUUGUAGAAAUUAAGAAGUAUGCUAUACAUGAACUCUUUGAUGUCAAUAGAUAUGGUAGCUGGUACAAAUAUCUACAUGUGAUCAUAUAUGUACUGCGUUUUAUUAAACUCACUUCAAGCAACAAAGUCGGCAGUACUAAGCAAGUAUCAUCCAGCGGUGUCAUUACACCUGAAGAAUCCAAAAUUGCGGAAAAGAUUGCUUUUCGCGAGGUGCAAAACUCUGUGGAAAAUAAAACCGAAGAAAAGGAAAAAUGGCAGCUCUGUAAGGAUAUUCCACAGGGCCGAUCAACUGUUAAAAAGGCAAUCAAGGAUUGUAUGUUCUGUAAACGAUGGUUAGCAAAGCCAUUUUGUUUGCCAUUAAUGCCGCCCUGUCUGACGACAAGAGUCAAUAGCAUACACACUCUCCAAUACGUUGGACUAGACUAUCUAAACCCCAUUAAUAUAAGAGACGGAAAUGCAAUACAGAAAAGAUGGAUCUGCUUAUUCACUUGUUUGUCAGCUAGAGCAGUACAUCUGAAGUUGUCAGCCGAAGCAUUUCUCCACUGUUUGCGAAGAUUCGUGGCUCGACGGUGUGUUCCGAAGGAAAUUAUAAGCGAUAAUGCUUCACAGUUUACAUUCGUACAAAAAACGAUCGAAAGUUACUGCAGUAAGCAACGAAUCAAAUGGAAAUUUAUCACCGAACAUGCGCCGUAGCA
Messenger RNA from Gongylonema pulchrum, 1232 nucleotides. The record is from the annotation of a GenBank genome assembly. NCBI's taxonomy places the organism in Eukaryota, Metazoa, Nematoda, Chromadorea, Rhabditida, Gongylonematidae.